This is a messenger RNA of Enterospora canceri, 1383 nucleotides long. Lineage: Eukaryota; Fungi; Microsporidia; Enterocytozoonidae. The record is from the annotation of a GenBank genome assembly.
AUGACAAAGAACCUGAAUGAUACAAUGGUAAAAAGUGUGGGACUGUCAAGACAAACAAUUCGAAGACAGCAGCAGAAAUUAGCUCUGCAGAUAAAAGAGAGGCUAAUCUCAGACCUAAGUGGUGAUAAACUCAUCUGGUACAGCAUCGCUGUCGAUGAAUCCUUGGACGUCGCUAGUUACGCGCAACUGAUAUUUUUUAUCAGGUUCGUAACAAAGGACUUUGAGAUAAGAGAGGAGUUUCUUUGUAUGAAACCUCUGAAGGAUAAAGCAACAGGAGUGAACAUAUAUGAACUGUUUGUGCAGGUGAUAAAGGAAUUCUCAUUGGAUCCUAUGAAGCUUGCAGCUGUUUGCACAGAUGGAGGAACUGCGAUGGCAGGUAAAGAGAGGGGAUUAGUAACACUGCUAAGGAGCAGUGGGAAAUUCACAAAUUUCCUUUACCUGAAGUGCAUAAUCCACCAGCAAGCCCUGUGUGCUAAGGCGUGUAUAUUCAUGAAUACUAUGAAGGAGGCCGUUGACAUCGUGAAUUACAUACGUGGUAGUUCAGUGAACCACAUACAGUUCAAAGAAAAGCUGAUCGAAUGCGAUGACGUCGCAUACAUAACCGUACCAUAUUAUUCAUCAAUAAGGUGGCUUUCCAACGGUAGACUGUUAACAAGGGUGUUGGAAUUUAGAAAACCCAUAAUUGAAUUCUAUGAAGCCAAGGAAAUGAAAUGCGUUCUAGCAGACGAAGAAUUCCACAUAAGCCUGAUGUGUAUUAAUGAUAUGGUAGAGAAUCAACAGCGUUUAAAUCUGGAACUACAAGGUAAUCAGAAGAAUGUCUACCAGGUCUAUGUGGCAGUAACCGAGUUUCUGACUACGCUGAAGCUAGUUAAGAAGAACGUAGAAUGUGGAAAGCUGACGAAACUAUUCUUCAUAACGCUUGCUGAAAAGUAUAUGUUCAAAGAUCUGCCAGAAAGAAUCAAGGAAGAAUUGAAAACUGCGCUUAACCUGAUGAUAGAAGCGUAUGAAAAUCUUUUCAUUGACUUUGGAACAGAGCUGUCCAAUAUGCAGCUUGUUUUUUCACCCUUUGAUAUCAACCCUGAAGAUGUGGAUGAUGAGCUGUCACUGGAAUUGAUAAGCGUACAAGCAGAUGUAAGAAACAAGUAUCGUUUUAGUAGCGAAAUCCCCAUAUCAGAAGUUUGGAGAAAUAUCAAUGGUGUUCCAAAAUUAAGGAUUCUUGCAGCCAAAUACCUGGCAUGUUUCAGUCCAGCACACUGUUGUGAGAAAGCAUUCAGCGACAUGAAGAAUAUAAAAAGAAGUAAUCGUAUGAUAUCAACUAAUGAGAAUUUGGACGAUGAGAUGAGAAUCAAGUUAAAUAAGAUGACUUUGAAUUAUGAAGAAUAA